Molecule: messenger RNA, 1137 nt
Organism: Aspergillus homomorphus CBS 101889
Lineage: Eukaryota; Fungi; Ascomycota; Eurotiomycetes; Eurotiales; Aspergillaceae
Product: nicotinate-nucleotide diphosphorylase (carboxylating)
Exons: 3
Coding region: 51-1016 (321 amino acids)
Biological process (GO): quinolinate catabolic process; NAD+ biosynthetic process
Cellular component (GO): cytoplasm
Molecular function (GO): nicotinate-nucleotide diphosphorylase (carboxylating) activity
Source: RefSeq, a predicted model, not a curated record
CCACCACCACCACCACCACCACUUCCUUCUUCUCCCCUGCUCGGACCACAAUGGCUGCCAAACACGGUGAUCUCAGUCACCUCCUACCCGGAAACUACAAGCGUCAAAUCACCGCUUGGCUGGAAGAAGACUGCCCCAGCUUCGACUAUGGCGGCUUCGUCGUGGGGGAUUCCGAAGGCGAGGCCCGGUUACUAGGCAAGAGCAGAGGUAUCAUUGCAGGUGUCCCAUUCUUUAAUGAAGUUUUUGCACAACUCGGAUGCACAGUAGAAUGGCACCUCCCCGAAGGCUCCCCGACCACCACCUCAACCUCCACCACCGACACCAUCAAAACCCACUGCGCCACCGUCCGCGGGCCCAUCCGCAAGAUCCUCCUCGGCGAGCGCGUCGCCCUGAACAUCCUCGCCCGCUGCUCCGGCAUCGCCACCAAGUCCGCCGCCCUGGUCGCCGCCGUGCGCGCCCAGGGUUGGACCGGCACCCUGGCCGGCACCCGUAAGACCACCCCGGGAUUCCGCGUCGUCGAGAAAUACGGCAUCCUGGUCGGCGGCGCCGACCCCCACCGCCACGACCUCAGCUCCAUGACUAUGCUGAAGGAUAAUCACGUCUGGGCGUGUGCGAACAACCGCGCCGCGGCUGGAGGAGUGGAGGACGGCAGCGGCGUCGCAGGUUCGAUUGCCGCCGCCAUUCCGCGCGCGGUCGAUGCCGCCAAGGCGGUCGGCGGCUUCGCGACCAAGGUCGAGGUCGAGGUGCGGGAUCUCGAGGAGGCGAAUGCGGCGAUCGCUGCCGGAGCGGAUGUGAUCAUGUUGGAUAAUUUCACCCCGGAAGGCGUGCGCGAGGCCGCGCGCCAGCUCAAGGCGGACUGGGCUCUGAAGCGGAAGUUCUUGAUCGAGGUCAGUGGUGGGCUGACCGAGGAAAAUGCCGCGUUGUAUGCUUGUCCCGAUGUCGAUAUUUUGUCUACUAGUUCCAUCCACCAGGGUACUGGCAUCGUCGACUUCUCUUUAAAGGUAUCCUUACGGUGAGUUGGCCGAAGGCCCGGCGCCGGGAGUUACUCUUACGAUGCUACGUUGUGUAUAUCUAUCUAUGUAAACCGUGAUUCAUAAUUCAAGUCUCCAGCCUUGUUCUUACCGGCAAAACUGCUGG